Molecule: messenger RNA, 711 nt
Organism: Nicotiana attenuata
Lineage: Eukaryota; Viridiplantae; Streptophyta; Magnoliopsida; Solanales; Solanaceae
Exons: 2
Coding region: 1-711 (236 amino acids)
Source: RefSeq, a predicted model, not a curated record
AUGACAUAUAUAAUUGGAGACAUCAACAAGCAGUAUGGUCUUCAGAUGACAUAUAUGCAAGCAUGGAGAUCGAAAGAAUAUGCAGUUCAAGUACUGAGAGGGAACCUGAGCGAAUCAAAUGAAAAGCUGCCAAACUACUUUUAUAUGCUGGUUCUUACAAAUCCUAUGUCGGUGGUAAGUUUGAAAAAAAUAGAGGAAGACUUGUUCAUGUAUGCUUUCGUUGCACUACAUCCGUCUAUAAAAGGAUGGCAGUAUUGCAAACCGGUUAUUGUUGUAGAUGGAACCUUUCUUAAUUCGGCAUAUAGAGGAACAUUAUUGAUAGCAUCAACACAAGAUUCAGCAGGUAAUAUCCUACCACUCGCAUAUGCCAUAGUAGAUUUAGAGAAUAAUGCUUCCUGGGAGUGGUUUUUUGCGAGAUUCAAGGAUGCAUUUGGGGAAAGGGAGGGAAUGUGCAUAGUCUCGGACAUGCAUGAAGGCAUUGAAAAUGCAGAGGCAACAUUGUAUCCACAAGUACCUCAUUGUGUCUGCAUAUGGCAUAUAUGGAAUAAUGUAAAAAAAAUUACAAAAAAAACCAUUUGCUACUCAAAGACAUUCUUUGCUAUGGCCAAAGCAUGCACAGUUGAGAAGUUUGAUUACCACAUGGCAGAGGUAGAGAAAAUUGAUAAGAGGGUCAAAGAUUACUUAAUGAAUGUUGGUGCUCAAGGCUGGUAG